Molecule: messenger RNA, 372 nt
Organism: Pneumocystis carinii B80
Lineage: Eukaryota; Fungi; Ascomycota; Pneumocystomycetes; Pneumocystales; Pneumocystaceae
Exons: 4
Coding region: 1-372 (123 amino acids)
Source: RefSeq, a predicted model, not a curated record
AUGAAUGACAAUCGUCUAAAUUUGCCAAUCAUAUCACGGCUUAUUCUUUAUACUUCUGUUACUUCUCUUAUAUCUUUAACACUAGGCUCAAUCGUAGGAGGUAAAAAAAGUGGGCUUCGUUUUCUUGCAGAAAAUGCACAUCGUUUACCUAAAACUAUUCAAGGAUGGUAUUUUUAUCAUAAGACAAAAAAUUAUUAUAUUAUGUUAGGUGGUAUAAAGACGGGUUUAAAAUAUGCAUUUCGGGCAUCAUUUUGGGUGAAUAGUUAUCUCGGGAUAGAAUAUAUAUUAGACUAUGUUCGUAAAUGUAUAGAUGCAGGAAAUACGAAUGAAACUUCGUAUUUUUUAUUUAACCAGCUCAGUUGGUUUAAUUAA